Penicillium soppii is the source of this 2589-nucleotide messenger RNA. Its product is annotated as beta-glucosidase. Gene Ontology annotation, molecular function: beta-glucosidase activity. The record is from RefSeq and is a predicted model, not a curated record. Gene Ontology annotation, biological process: glucan catabolic process. Bases 1 to 2589 code for a protein of 862 amino acids. The transcript is spliced from 3 exons. Lineage: Eukaryota; Fungi; Ascomycota; Eurotiomycetes; Eurotiales; Aspergillaceae.
AUGAAGUUCGGGUGGCUUGAAGUGGCCCUGACGGCUGCUUCGGUAGCUAACGCUAAUCCGUUAGCUCAUUCUCCUCCAUACUACCCAUCGCCAUGGAUGACCGGCGCAGGCGAAUGGUCCGAGGCAUACACACGCGCCGUGGAAUUUGUUUCCAACCUCACACUCGCUGAGAAGGUCAACCUGACCACUGGUGCUGGCUGGGAACAGGAGCGAUGUGUUGGUGAGACGGGGGGUAUCCCCCGACUUGGUAUGUGGGGAAUGUGUAUGCAGGACUCACCUCUCGGUGUGCGCGAUAGUGAUUACAACUCCGGUUUCCCAUCCGGCGUCAAUGUCGCUGCGACAUGGGACAAACGACUCGCCUACCAGCGUGGUAUGGCGAUGGGCGAAGAGCACCGCGAUAAGGGCGUGGAUGUACAAUUGGGCCCUGUUGCUGGCCCGCUGGGCAAAUAUCCGGACGGAGGACGGAACUGGGAGGGCUUCGCGCCGGACCCCGUUCUCACUGGUGUGAUGAUGGCCGAGACUAUCAAGGGUAUGCAGGAUGCAGGUGUCAUUGCUUGUGCCAAGCAUUUCAUCGGAAAUGAGCAGGAGCACUUCCGCCAGUCUGGCGAGGCCAAUGGAUAUGGAUACAAUAUCACUCAGAGUGUAAGCUCGAACAUUGACGACAAGACCAUGCACGAGCUGUAUCUGUGGCCGUUUGUGGAUGCUAUUCGUGCUGGCGUUGGCUCUGUUAUGUGCUCCUACAACCAGAUCAACAACAGCUACGGUUGUGCAAACAGUUACACCCUUAACAAGUUGCUCAAGGGCGAGCUUGGCUUCCAGGGCUUUGUCAUGAGUGAUUGGGGUGCGCACCACAGUGGUGUCGAGUCUGCUCUCGCUGGUUUGGAUAUGUCCAUGCCAGGCGAUGUCUAUCUCGGCAGCCCCUACUCCUACUGGGGAACCAACUUGACCAUCUCCGUUUUGAACGGCACCGUCCCUGAAUGGCGUCUCGAUGAUAUGGCCGUUCGCAUUAUGGCCGCUUACUACAAGGUUGGCCGUGACCGUUACCGCACCCCACCCAACUUCAGUUCCUGGACCCGCGACGAGUACAACUACGAGCACUUCAUGGUCAGCGAGAACUGGGUCAAGGUAAACGAACGUGUCAACGUUCAACGUGACCAUGCCAAGAUCAUCCGCCAGAUUGGUUCGGACAGCACCGUUCUACUCAAGAACAAGGGCGGCGCAUUGCCUCUAACUCACAAUGAGAGGUUCAUCGCUAUCCUAGGCGAGGAUGCCGGAUCCAACGCAUACGGUGCCAACGGCUGCGCUGAUCGUGGCUGCAACAAUGGAACUCUGGCCAUGGGUUGGGGCAGUGGAACUGCUAACUUCCCGUACCUGAUUACUCCCGAGCAAGCCAUCCAAAAUGAAGUUCUCGACUACAGCAACGGUCAGACCAACAUCUUCGCCGUCACCGACAACGGAGCUCUGGAGCAAAUGGCCGCCACCGCGGCCCAGGCCGAUGUCUCGCUUGUUUUUGUAAACGCUGACUCUGGCGAAGGCUUCAUCAACGUCGACGGCAAUGAAGGUGACCGCAAGAACCUGACCCUUUGGGCCAACGGCGAACAAGUCAUCAAGACGGCCACCCAGAAUUGCAACAACACCAUCGUUGUCAUCCACAGUACCGGAGCCGUCCUCAUCAAUGACUGGUACGACAACGAAAAUAUUACCGCUAUCCUCUGGGCCGGUCUCCCUGGCCAAGAGAGCGGCCGCAGUCUCGUCGACGUCCUCUACGGCCGCGUCAACCCGGGCGGUAAAACUCCCUUCACCUGGGGUAAGACGCGCAAAGACUAUGGUCCUAACAUCCUUACCGUCCCCAACAACGGCAACGAUGCACCCCAAGACAACUUCGAUGAAGGCGUCUUCAUCGACUACCGCCGCUUCGACCAAGACAAUAUCGAGCCCAUCUACGAAUUCGGCUACGGCCUCAGUUAUACUAACUUCGCCUUCUCUGAGUUGAAAGUCACUCCCCUUGCCUCAACUGGCUACAACCCAACUACCGGCGAGACCGAGAAAGCUCCGGUCCUCGGCGAAAUUGGAGAUGUCUCAGAUAACCUCUUCCCCAAGGAAAUCAAGCGUGUCCGCCAGUACCUCUAUCCCUGGUUGAACUCGACCGAUCUGCGCGCCUCAUCCGGCGACCCAGACUACGGCAUGGACGCCAAGGAUUACCUCCCCGAAGGCGCAACCGACGACUCUCCCCAAGAGCUCCUCCCUGCCAGCGGCAACUCGGGUGGCAACCCCGGUCUCUUCGAGGAUCUCUACCAGAUCACUGCUACCAUCACCAACACCGGCUCCGUGUCUGGUGAUGAGGUGCCACAGCUGUAUGUCUCGCUCGGUGGAAAGGGCGACCCCAAGAAGGUACUACGCCAGUUCGAUCGUGUUACCAUUGCUCCUGGCCAGAAGCUUCAGUGGACUACUACCUUGACUCGUCGGGAUCUCUCAAACUGGGAUGUUGAAUCCCAGAACUGGGUUGUCUCUGAUGCCCAGAAGAAGGUGUAUGUCGGUAACUCUUCGCGCAAGCUGCCUUUGUCGGCGGAUCUGCCAGAGCUCCAGUAG